AUGACUCUUUGCCAGGGAUCCGGCGACUGGGCGCCCGGCGCCACGUCAUGCCUUGAACCUUCCCACUCACAUUCCGCCCUUACUGCGCGACCCUCCUCCUCGCUACUCACCCGCGGCGGACCCAAACGCGCUCAAGUAAAUGAACGCGCGCUCGCCGUACCGAGCACCCCAAGUUCGCCAUGCGCCGCGCUCGCGCUCGCGCAGCUCCUCACAGACAACGAGGCCGCGAAGACGCGCGUCUUCUGGGAGGUCAAGAACGUCGCAACGGAGAGGUUCAUCGACGUGUACGACGAGGCGGACAUGCCCGCGGAGAAGCUCGAUGACAAGGCGCGUGAGCACAUGAGUGACGCGAGCGAGGCGUGGGCGCGCGUGCGCGAUGUGCUCGCGCAGCUCAACCAGGAGAUCAUUGUCCCGUACACUCUCGGCGACCAGCUCUCUCUCGCAGACCUGCACCUCGCCGCAUGACUCGCGUGGCUCAUCACCCUCGCAGGCGGGACGCUCGCCGACGAUGGCACGGUAGCGAUCGGGAAGCUUCAGGCGCACGUCGGCGAGCCUGGCGGCGGGCGGGUUUACGCUCGUGAAGGAU
Molecule: messenger RNA, 586 nt
Organism: Rhodofomes roseus
Lineage: Eukaryota; Fungi; Basidiomycota; Agaricomycetes; Polyporales; Fomitopsidaceae
Exons: 2
Coding region: 1-465 (154 amino acids)
Source: RefSeq, a predicted model, not a curated record